Molecule: messenger RNA, 1717 nt
Organism: Saprolegnia parasitica CBS 223.65
Lineage: Eukaryota; Oomycota; Saprolegniomycetes; Saprolegniales; Saprolegniaceae
Product: CMGC/DYRK/DYRK2 protein kinase
Exons: 2
Coding region: 50-1717 (555 amino acids)
Biological process (GO): peptidyl-serine phosphorylation; peptidyl-threonine phosphorylation
Molecular function (GO): ATP binding; protein serine/threonine kinase activity
Source: RefSeq, a predicted model, not a curated record
GGGCCGAUGGUUUCACCAGCUUUCUCGCCAGAGGUGGCUUGGCAUCAUCAUGCGCGCGUUCGGCCGGCCCAUCGAGCUGCCGUCGCUGCGCGACCGCUUCCACAUUGGGCGAGCGGCGCAGGUUGUCGAGAAGGAGCCCGCGAGGUCGACGUCGAUCCCGUCCUUGAGCACGCGCGAGCGCAAGGAGCCGAGCGAUCCGUUGCCAAGUAACCCGCGUCUCCAGCCGACGCGCCCGCCCGACGCCAACAGCAAGCCCCGCGAGAGUGUCAAGCCCAAGGCGCCCGAAUCCAUCAAGCCCGAUAGUAGUAGUAGUAGUCGUCAUACCAAGGCCAACGUCGAUGGCAAGGCCGCCAAGGACGACGCGCCAAGCAAGGUGGCCGAGACGUCCGUGGCCACGGCCGUGCCCCGACCGCCGACCGAGCCGCGCCCACCGCCCAAGCAGCAGCCACUCAAGGACCCACCCCGCGGCUUUGACCACAAUCGCGGCCACAACAGAGGGCUCGAGUCGACGCCGACGAUCGUGCAAUCGCCACAAGCGGUGCUCGAGACGGCGUCGCACGAGCUCCUCGACUUUGAGAAAACCGAGAUUUUGGCGUUCGACAAGGUACACUACUACGGGACGCUGGCCUCCAAGACACGCGCCAACGCGGUCGGCAACGACGGCUUUGACGACGAGAAUGGCGACUACGUUGCGAACGUCCACGACCACCUCUCGUAUCGGUACGAGAUUGUGGGGCACCUUGGGCGUGGGUCGUUUGGCCAAGUGCUCAAGUGCCACGACCGCGCGUCUCGGGCGAUGGUGGCGGUCAAGAUUGUGCGCAACAAGCAAAAGUUCCAGGAGCAGUCGAUCGUUGAAGCGCAGCUCCUCUCGCACAUGAAGCAAGCUGAUAGCGAUGGGAAAAGCAACAUCAUUCGGCUCCACGAGUCGUUCACGUUCCGGAACCACCUCUGCAUGAGCUUUGAGCUCUUGAGUCUGAACCUGUACGAGCAUCUGCGGCUCGAACAGUUCCGCGGCCUCCCCGUGCUCUUGAUCAAGAAAAUGGCUGUUGAAAUGCUGCACGCGCUCAGUUUCCUCAAGACGCAGCACAUUGUGCACUGCGACCUCAAGCCCGAAAACAUCCUCCUCAAAAAACCCAAGUCGCAUCUUGUGGCGCUUAUUGACUUUGGCUCAUCCUGCUUUGAGCACGCGACCUUCUUUACGUACAUCCAAUCGCGUUUUUACCGCGCCCCCGAGGUCAUCCUCGGCCUUCCGUACGGCCACCCGAUCGACAUGUGGAGCUUUGGCUGCAUCAUCGGCGAGCUCUUCACGGGGUACCCGAUCUUCCCGGGCGAGAACGAGGCCGAGCAGCUCGCUUGCAUCAUGGAAGUGCUCGAUGUGCCACCGUCCGCCAUGGUCGCGACGUGCAAGCGGCGGAAAAAUUUCUUUGACGACGCCGGCGACCCGCUCCAACUCGUCAAUUCGCGCGGCCGGAAACGCCGACCGAAAUCCCGCGAGCUCCGCGCGCUCCUCAAGAACCCCGAUGGCAAGAUGGUCGACUUUGUAGCCCGUUGCUUGGCAUGGGACCCGGCGGUGCGCCUGACACCGUCCGAGGCGCUCGCCCACGAGUGGCUUCUUGACGUCAAGCCCAAGCCAGCGUCGCGCACGUCGAUGUCCAAGCCCAAGCAAAAGGAAGGACCGGAGAGUGCGAAAGAGCUGGCUCCGGUUCUACCUAUUUAA